AUGGCCAGCAAGGAGGGGACCGCAGGGCAGUCCUUUGGUGCUGUCCUCGCGGCAGUUACUACUAUGUCAGGAAAUGUCUCGCGAUCGGAGAAAGAGCACGCCCAUGAGUUCCUGGAGAAGUUCCAGAAAUCAGUUGAAGCAUGGACUAUCACCCACGAAAUGCUACAGUCUCCCGAUGUGCCUGUCGAGGCCAAGCUGUUCGCAGCAACCACGUUGAAAGGAAAGAUCAUCUUCGACCUUGACCAGCUACCCGCGGAAUCGAUACUCGCCCUCCGAGACUCCGUAUUGAAUCUGCUUGUGGCUUAUGCUGCAGGCCCUCGGCCGAUCCAGACACAGCUUUGCGUCUGUCUGGCGAGCUUGGCCAUUCAAAUGCUGGACUGGAAAGACGUCCUACCCACAGUUGGCGCGGCACUGGGCAGCAGCGCGGGGGAUUGUGUGUUGGAGUUUCUCAAGAUUCUCCCGGAAGAAGUGACCGAAGGUCGCAAGAUCAAUCUCAGUGAAGAGGACCUUGAUUCCAGGACGAAAGAACUAUUGGAAGACAACGCCGAACAGGUCAUGCACCUUCUCAUUCAAUAUGCUCAAUCAUCCCGUAUGUCCACUGCGUCCACCAACCCCCGUCUCCUUGACUGUAUUACCUCAUGGAUGCGCGAGAUUCCGGCGUCGAAAAUUGUUGACUCACCCCUAAUGGAUGUGAUCCUCAAGGCUCUUGAUGACGAACGAUCAUUCGAGUCUGCGGUAGACAGCAUGUGCACCUUGUAUAGAGACACGCGGGAGGUCGAUGAUUCACUGCCAAUCAUCCAGGCCCUCUAUCCGCGAUUAAUGUCCCUGCGCCCGAAGAUUGCGGAGUUCGCCGAAGCGGAAGACACAGAUGCUUACAGGGGUAUCACGAGGCUGUUUGCCGAAGCUGGCGAGGCCUGGGUGGUUUUGAUGGCACGCCUGCCGACUGACUUCCGUGGGCUGGUCGAAGCGGUCCUAGAGUGUUGCGCUCGUGACUGGGAGCGGGACGCGAUUUCCCUUACUUUCGUCUUCUGGUAUGAGUUGAAACAAUAUGUUACUCUGGAGCGGUAUGCGGAUGCACGGGGUUGCUUCAGUGAUAUCUUCUCUAGCCUCGUGGACAUCAUGGUCAAGCACCUCGAGUACCCGCGGCCAGAGGAGGGUGAGACGGACCUUUUCGGUGGCGAUCGGGAACAGGAAGAGAAAUUCCGGCAUUUCCGGCACGCCAUGGGAGAUGUGCUCAAGGAUUGCUGCGCGGUCAUUGGGGUCAAUGAGUGCUUGACCAAGGCGUAUCAGCUGAUCCAACAAUGGGUCUCCAAAUAUGCCUCUCAGUCGAGCGACGACCACGUUCCCAACUGGCAAGAGCUCGAAGCGCCCCUCUUUAGUUUGCGCGCCAUGGGCCGUAUGGUUGAUCCUGAGGAAAAUGUGGUCCUGACACAGGUCAUUCCCCUCAUCGUGCAGAUUCCGAACCAAGAAAAAGUGCGAUUCCAGGCCAUCAUGGCGCUAGCGCGUUACACAGAGUGGACUGCACAGCACCCGGAGACAUUGGAGGCGCAAUUAAACUAUGUCAUUUCCGGCUUCCAGCACAGCUCCCCAGAGGUGGUUCAGGCUGCAGCUUUGGCCUUCAAGUUCCUAGGCACGGACUGCCAGAAAUUGCUUGGAGGUCACAUUGCCCAGCUGCACUCCUUCUACGAGUCAGUCCUUGACAAGCUGAAACCGGCCAGUCAGGAAGAGAUCACCGAGGGUGUGGCGGCUGUGGUUGCAGUACAACCACUGGAGAAGAUCUACGAGACGAUGAAACUGUUCUGUGACCCCAUUAUGGCACGCAUCAUGAACUUAGCGAACAACGCUAAGGAUGAAGAGGGCCAGCGGGCUGUUGCUGAUCACCUUCAGUUGAUUACGAUCUUCAUCUUGGUUGUGAACCCAUACGUCUCACCCCGGGAAGAAAACCCCGCAGUCAAGUAUUGCGGCGAGAUUUUGCCAAUCAUGACGACAAUCGUGAUGAACUUUACCUCGUCCACGCCGAUUCUAGAGCGAGUCUGCCGUUGCUGGAGAAACAUGAUCAUUUCCUACCGCACGGCUAUGACUCCGCUCCUACCCACGCUAGCGCAGAGUCUUGCAAGCGGAUUCGAGGCAUCACGAGAAGGAUGCUUCCUGUGGGCCACUGACGCUGUCGUGCGCGAGUUCUCCGAGGGUGCUGAAUUCGUCGAUCCCUCAACCAGCCAUGCUGUAUUCCAGUUUUACGAGCAGCAAGCGGUCGCGUUCCUGCGAACCUUGAAUGAUCUGCCCCCCGAGAAUCUCCCAGAUGUUAUCGAGGACUUCUAUCGUUUGUCUUCCGAUGCCGUGCGGUAUUACCCUAAGGAGUGUGUGACUUCGUCGCUGUCCGUGCCGAUCUUCUCCGCCGCACUCAGCGCUCUCACCCUCCAGCAGAUUGACCCACUCAUGGCCACCCUUCAUUAUUACCACGACCUCUUUAGCUUUGCUUUCGAUAAGCCGACGGUAUCCGAAUUCACUACUGCAGAUGGCAGUUCCUACACCAACCCGCCCGAGAUCCGCGAGGCUGUUAAGCAGCUGAUUGCAUCGCAAGGCCAGCUACUCACGCAGCAUAUCCUGACGGGAAUGAUGUUCUCGUUCCCUGGAGAAUGCUUCCCCGACGCAUCCAGCGUGAUGAUGAUGCUGUUCGAGCUGAUGCCCGAAGAGGCAGGAACUUGGCUUCAGGCUACGCUGCAGAUGCUUCCCGCAGGAACCAUGAAGCCGGGUGAGGCGGAGAGGUUGCUGAAGGGCAUAUUCGACAAGGUCCACUCGGGUGAGGUUCGGAAGAUCCGGGUCCUUCUUCAAGACUUCACCAACUCAUACCGACGACGAAACGUGGCACCUAGAGAAGGAUUGGGCCGGCUGGAGGCGACCCGGUUCCGGUUUAGCGGAUAG
Aspergillus niger is the source of this 2922-nucleotide messenger RNA. RefSeq lists its product as uncharacterized. Gene Ontology annotation, molecular function: small GTPase binding. The coding region runs from base 1 to 2922 and encodes 973 amino acids. The transcript has 8 exons. Lineage: Eukaryota; Fungi; Ascomycota; Eurotiomycetes; Eurotiales; Aspergillaceae. The record is from RefSeq and is a predicted model, not a curated record. Gene Ontology annotation, biological process: protein import into nucleus. Gene Ontology annotation, cellular component: cytoplasm; nuclear membrane.